CAACAUUUAAGGGUAUAUGCUUGGAGAGAUGCUCUUUCUUAAUGGGGCAAGCUCUUCGCAGGGCAAGAGGAGCGGCGGCGAGGUUUGCGGAGGAGAAGAGCGCGCCGAGCGAUGCCGCGCGCAAGGCCGUGGCGGCGGAGGACGAAGAUCGGCCGAUUCGGCUCUACUCGGCGGGCGUUCGCAGGGUGAAGACGAAGGAGCAGCUUGAGACCGAGGCGCGAUGGGCCGCCAAGGCGAAAGAAUUGUAUGGCAAUCCAAAGCCAGCCCCGGAUGCGAAGGCGCGGCUGCGAGCACAGCAGGAGAAGGAGACCGAUUAUCGCCCGGAUCCUCCAUUCGAUAAAUCAUACGAUCAGCCCUUUCCUGGUCACAAACCGGUUGAGCGAGAAUCGUUUGAUCGAGAAUGGGACCAGAGCGAUCGCACUUACAAGUAUAUGGUCCAGAAAGCCGCUGGACAAGUGGUAUCCAGGACCGAGAACGUUGGACCUGGAGGAGAGGUCCCAAGAGCAUCAUCACCGCAGCCAUUCGGGACCCCCGCGCCGCUGAGCCGAUCCAAAGUCGACACUGCCGACAGGGAGGGCCGGAUCGUGCCAGGCAAGCUCAACAUCCUCCAGCUGAAGCAGGCCUUCCUCCUCCACCAUGGCCAAGCCGAGGGAGCAGUGAAGCAACUAAGCGUGGAAGCCAUAGCCGAGAAGUUCGAAGUUAAUCCCGACCUCCUCAAGCGCGUCUUUAAACACACCUCUCUUGCGGAGGGCAAGCCCGUAGACAAGUCCAUCUAUAGGGGAGUAGCAAAGCCCUCCAGAUAAAAACUAGGAAUCUUUUACCAUGGUAUAAAAGAAGAACAAUGUUGA
This is a messenger RNA of Selaginella moellendorffii, 848 nucleotides long. RefSeq lists its product as uncharacterized. The transcript is spliced from 4 exons. Lineage: Eukaryota; Viridiplantae; Streptophyta; Lycopodiopsida; Selaginellales; Selaginellaceae. Bases 42 to 803 code for a protein of 253 amino acids. The record is from RefSeq and is a predicted model, not a curated record.